CAGGAGACACGCACACUUGGUCUGGUACCCUCCCCUUCCUUCGGUCCCCGGGGAGGUGAAGCCAUGUGUUGUUGUUUUCCGUUCUCUUUUUGGCCUCGAUCCUCCCAAACCGAGGGAUGGAGGGACUGAGCGCCUCUGCGGCUUUCCGAGAGCAUCUCCGCCGGCUGUGCCUGGACCAGUUUCCCUGUGGCCGAGGGAGCUGGAACAAAUCCCGUUUCCCACCGAAGAAAGCCCAAGCUCCCCGCGGUGGCGUCCCACGGCAGGCCAGCGCAUCCUUUCGCAAUGGGCUCUCCUCCCCCGACGAGGAGACGGUAGAAGCGCUGACGGAGUACCUGAGAAGCCUGGGCUCGCCCUGGGCCCUGCCGCCCGACUGCAGCCCUGCGGACCAGCAGCUGCGGGAGCUGGCAGUGCUCUCCCCCCAGUCCAUGAAGGAUCACUUCAUCUUCUCCUACUUCACGUCCCUCCGGCUGGUGAACAAAAACGUGACUGAAAUUGAUGCAGGCUUGUUAAAGUUUCCCAACCUGGAGGAGCUUAUCCUUACCGCGAACCACAUCAGCAAAAUCGACUCUACCCACCUCCCUCCAACACUGAAGGUGCUGGAACUUUGUGGCAAUGAGAUCAGCAGCUUGAAGGACCUGUGUGCCCACCCUCCUCCAGCGCUCCAGCACCUCGGUCUCGGGCACAAUGGCCAGCUGGGUUCCUCUGAAGAACAGUAUCUCACAGAUGCUUUCUGGCCCAACCUGGUCUCCUUGGAUCUGAGCUACAACAACUUCACCAACUUACUGAGCCUGUUUCCCAAGCUGUUGACGCUGAAGAGACUCCGGAUCCUUGUGCUGCAGGGAAACCCGCUCUCCCUGCUCCCCGGCUAUCGAGGGUUCACCAUCGACAGCCUGCCGAAACUGUGCGCGCUCGACGAUACCAUCAUUACGCCGGACGAUAGGCACAACUUCUUAGGCCUGGCUGGUGAACCCGAUCUCAUAAGGCGCUACACCAAAAUGAUCGUCACCAUUGGCAAAAUCAGGGGCCUCCCCAAUCCUGUUGUUUCGGAUGAACCAGAAAGCGGCCCUGAGUCUCCAGUGAUCACCUACAGCUACUAUGUUACGUAUGAGUUUGCCAAAGGUGAAAAGAUUGAGGAAAAAGGAACGGUCAAGGUUGUCGUGUCGCAGGCCCAGCAGAGUCGUUCAAAUAUUCUGGAUGCUGAAAGCCCACCAGAAGACGUGGAAGAUGGAGGAGGCAGUGCCCCAACACCGGUGGAACGCACACCCACCCCAGUUAAAUCUGAGCUGCCUCUUGAGACUGCAAACAUUCACGCCACCCCGCGAAAAUCUUGGGCUGAAACCAUAGAGUGCGACUAUAGGAAGGAGCACCUCACUCGGGACCUGGUGGGGUUGAAAGCGUUUCUUCUCGCUGGAACCACAGUCUCAGUGGUGGAGGAAAAGGUUGUUUCCUGGCCUAUCGUCGUUUCCCCAGACGAAAGUCCAGGCAAGAAAGGGAAAGGAAAAGGGGAGAAAGGGAAAGCAGAAAAAAGCAAAGCGGGGAAAGGGAAAGGGAAGAAGAAAGAGGCCGGAAAGGGUGGGAACAAGAAGAAAAAGAAAUCUCCCUCCCCGGAGUUGAGAAGCGACCCUCCCGUCUUGAAAAUCUUGGGCUCAGCCCAUGUCAGUCUCGAAAGCCUUCUCGCUGGAGAGCCUCUGCUGGAAACCGUAUGCGACUUUGGUGUUCUGAUUACGGAGUCGAGCGUCAAGCCUCCGUCUCCGAAAGAAAAGGAGAGUAAAAAGGGCACAAAAAAGGACAAAAAAGCCAAAGCAGGAACGGAGAGCUCAGCAUCCCGGAAAACUCUGUCACCAACAACUCCGAAAGGGAAAGGAAGGAAGAAGGAGUCUCUCGAGGCGGAAAGAAAACCCCCACUGAGUCCACCGUUGCCUCUGACGGUGGAGUUCCAGAUGCGGCACAUCAAAUGGAAGUCGGCUUCGGAAAUCCUAAUAAAAUGCAAGCCUUCGGAAUAGUUACUUGCCCAGGUUUGCUUUGAAGAAGGCCUCCCCAAGAAUGGGGCCGGCCAGCGAGAGGUCGUGGUCGUUUGGGGAGGCCACCUUCCUUGCGCAUCGGCGGGUGUCGCCUGCUAGACUCAGAGAGGGGUUUUGCUCUCUUUUUGAAUCCCAGGAUAUUCAGCCAAGAGCCAACUUUGGAGGAAGACACUAGAGACUGGGGUGG
Pogona vitticeps (central bearded dragon) is the source of this 2208-nucleotide messenger RNA. Lineage: Eukaryota; Metazoa; Chordata; Lepidosauria; Squamata; Agamidae. The record is from RefSeq and is a predicted model, not a curated record.